Punctularia strigosozonata HHB-11173 SS5 is the source of this 378-nucleotide messenger RNA. RefSeq lists its product as uncharacterized. Bases 1 to 378 code for a protein of 125 amino acids. Lineage: Eukaryota; Fungi; Basidiomycota; Agaricomycetes; Corticiales; Punctulariaceae. The record is from RefSeq and is a predicted model, not a curated record. The transcript has a single exon.
AUGACCGACUCCAAACCGUGGCCUUGCACCGUAGCGCGGUCGACCGGCACACAGAGCAAAGACCUUCUGUACUCGCUCCUUGCCACUGCAGAUUUCGACGAGAUAUCCAGUGCGGACGAUUUCAACGCCGUGAAAGAAUAUAUCAGCGGUCGUGGGGCCAUAAACCAGCUUGGCCUCACGACAGUCGGUCUAACAUUUUGGGUGUAUCCAACGGGAUUGCAUGGCCCGUAUCACAUCACAGACGAGGGGAAUGUCGAGGAGCACGGCCUGUUACUCACCGUUGAAAGCGGAGUGGCUGUAGGGGAUAUCGUUGAGCAUGCGAGGGCUGGCCUUAAGGAAACGCUUGUGCACGAGCAUAUCGGUAGCGCGGCUGCCUGA